Molecule: messenger RNA, 6951 nt
Organism: Metschnikowia bicuspidata var. bicuspidata NRRL YB-4993
Lineage: Eukaryota; Fungi; Ascomycota; Pichiomycetes; Serinales; Metschnikowiaceae
Gene: CHK1
Product: Chk1p
Exons: 2
Coding region: 1-6951 (2316 amino acids)
Biological process (GO): phosphorelay signal transduction system; protein phosphorylation
Molecular function (GO): phosphorelay sensor kinase activity; ATP binding
Source: RefSeq, a predicted model, not a curated record
AUGUCUCACGUGAGUGAUUCCUUGAUACCGACAUCUAACAGUUCUUCAGUAACACCUUUGACCAGAUCAGACUCCCUGAAACACACAAGCAACAAACGUGGAGUCAUCACCAAAGAAAAACUAUUUGCACACUCGCUGUACGCUGAUGACAUCGACUUUAUUAGGGACCAAAACAGUUACAUGCGCGAGGCCGGGGCCCAAAGUAUCCCCCAGUCUCUGCCUGAAGACACCUUCAUUGCACCUACCUCGAUUGCUGGAUACAAGAUCUUGGAUCAACUAUCUCCUAAAAACGCCACCUCAUAUAUUUUCAAGGGAUUGCAUGAAAUCACGGGAGAGUCUGUAUUCAUCAAGCUUUCUCCAGAUUUUGCUCACGUGGAGCACGCGGCUCGGUUCCUCAAUGACUGGUAUAUCACAUCAGGCCUUAACCCGGCCUCUGAAGAAAUGCUAUGGACUAUUGGGGACGUUGAAUCUCCAAGCAAAACAUCUCCGAGCCCUUCGUGGAAGACACUUGCGGCCGGGUCUCCCGUCACAUUACCGAAGGACUUGCCGGGGAUUUUGUACCCUAUCAAGGAGUUCAAUGUAGAGGAAGAGACCCUCGGCGUAGUGAGGAAAUCCAUGGCAUUGGUUUAUCCUGAUCUAAGUCUCAAGUCCAUGUACGAUUAUUAUUCCGAGAAAAUCAGAGAAAUUCUCCCUGAAAAGACAUCGUUGUGGUCGGGCAGCAUUAUCUCAGGCUUCUCAGAUCAUAGCACGGCUUCGCUGGAAAGAUCAUCGUCAAUACAUGGUUCUGAAAACGGUGACUAUGUGGAGUUGGCGAACAAGGUAAAGCAGCUUUCGAAGCCAUCUUCUCUAGUUGUGGAGAUAUUAAGGGACAUAAUCGAUGCACUAAAGACCUUGUCUUUUGCACACAAGGCAGGAAUAUGUCACAAUGGUAUCACUAGCCAUAGUAUCUUGGUUUCUACGCUCAGACUGAAGGAGCACACAAGCGGACUGAAUGUUUUCGUCAUUGGCUGGGACUUCAAUUUUUCCGUGGCGAUCGAGAGCUCAUCUGAGCUGUACAGGAAAAAGACCAUCAACACUAUUCAAGAUAUGUUCCACUACAUGCCUCCUGAAGGCGUCAAUGGUGGAAUGACAUCUGUGGACUACCGUUCUGACAUUUAUUCGAUUGGUGUUGUGUUAUACGAGUUGAUAGUCGGCUGCCUUCCUUUCCGUUCGGACAACCUUGCAACUUUGCAAAGAAUAAUCAUGGAUCAGAACCCUAUUCAACCCAAAAUUUUGGGGCCCAAGUGGAUCAGUAAUGACCUCAAUUACGUUGUUUUAAAGUGCCUUCGAAAGAACCCAAGCGAGCGGUACUCAAGUAUUGAUCGAUUGAUCGAUGAUUUAAAGCUUGUCGUAAAGAGUUAUUGUGAACCAAUCAGAAAGGAGAAUGGAAAAUUGGCAUUCAAAGAUAUCGUUGCACCCACUACAGAACAAAUCCCUUUGUUCCAUUCUUCGAUAACCAAUUCGAACAAUUCUGAUCCCAGGAAAGCUGCGUUCGAAAUCCUCAAUAAUUCCGAGACGUCAAAGGUGAUUGUUUUACAAGGCGACGCAGGUGUCGGAAAGGCUACUCUCAUGGAGCAAAUUUCUGGUUUGGCACAAAGCAAAGGCAAUUUCAUCGUGAACUGGAGAUACCAUUUUGAAGACAACAAUGUUUCAAAGCAUGCUUCCUCAAUGUUUGCAUUACACAGUAUUACUAGGCAGAUUCUUUCAUCCUCAGAGGAAGUUAUCAAUGAGUGGAGAAAAACCUUCACAACCGAAAUUGAAGUUGAUUUGAGUAUUUUGUUCAGCGCAAUUCCAAGCUUGAAAACUCUAUUAGGUACUCACUACAAAGCUCUACAACAAACUAAGGAUGAUUCGCUGAGCUUUGCUCACAACUCUGGUCCGAGCACACCGGGGGGGCUUGGGGAUUUAUUUACUGAUGGAGUUCAAAGUCAACAUCCAUCCAUGGAGGAGGAGUCACGCGACGCAGGCUUUGAAGAACAAAAGCUUAAUAUUGAACUAAAGUACUCAUUCAUCUUCAAGAAAUUUUUCACACUUGUUGCAAGGAAAGGCCUUACAGUCUUACUUGAAAACCUUCAUUUGUGUACACAAGAUGAAUACGACAUGUUGCGAGAGUUUCUUCAGUUUUCCAGUCAGCUGCCUGACUCAAAACUCUUUCUUGUGGCGUCAUUCGAAAAUGAAGCGGCAACAACAGAAUUUGCUGAAAAAAAUGCAAUCUUUCCGCAAUUUCAAGCGACUACAGAAUCGCUUCUUCUCCCCUUCCAUAUUUUAAAGGUCGAGAGACUAAGCUUUGUGAAGUUUGACAGAUUUUUGGAGAAAUUCACGAGUAAUCCAAAUGAUGCUGCUAUAACCCGAAGAAUUUAUGACCAUGUGGAUGGAAAGCUCCUUUCACUUAAUUACUUGACACGCCUUUUCAGAUUGAAACAUCUUGGAACCAAUUCAUUCUGGGGAUGUCUAGAUCUGGAAAUACAAUCAGGCAAAGCUCCAACGGAAAUAGGACUGAUUAUUUCAGAGUAUUUGAACAUCGCUCUCACGCCCAAGGCACUCAGAUUGUUGAAGUAUGCUGCUGUGACAUGUGUUAAUGGAUAUUUCAGCAUGUCUGACUUAAUGAUUGUGACAGGGAUUUCACUCAAGGAAGUUAAUGAAAUCUUGCUGUUUUGCAUGAAAACUAGACUCAUCGUUCCAACAGGUAUAUGCUAUAAAGUGCCUUUUCAUCUUAUUGCAAGUGAUGACUUUGUUUUCGAGAUUGAAGAUAGUCUUGUGUGGGACUUGGCUACGCGUGCAAGAUACAAAUUUGACCAUGAUGUUAUCAGAAUACACUUAAUCAGAGAGAUGGGGAAAUGUAACGAGCUUAUGGAAGUCCAUCGGGAAUGCGGUUUACAGAUGAAGAGAAAACUUUCCAAGGAAGUAACCGUCAAUAUCACUUCCUAUUUAUUGAUGGUGUCGCAUAUCUACCGAUCAUGUGACGUUGCCAGGGCAGAAGAUUUCAGGCAUUAUAAUGAAGCAUUGAUCACUGGCGGCAGGUACGCCAUUUCAACGUCGAAUUUACCAUUGGCUUUGCGAUAUUUUACCAGUACCAUGAGAUUUGUUCAUAAAGAUGAUAAGAGGCGCAAACUUAAAAUCAUUAUGACACAGGUACAAUGUAACUACCUACUCAAGAACUUUGACGAAAGUAUUCGUCUUAUUCAGCAAGUGGAAGUCAAUAUUGGCAAAGAAAAUCUUAGCUUGGCCCAUUUGAAGGUUUGCUCGUUGUUUAACAUGAAAAAGUACGAAGAUGGAAUGAGAUUGGCGAUCAUCAGUUUGCAACGACUUAAGAUUGAUGUAUCAAACGAUGUGGUUGAGCUGAGAAAGAUUGCCGCGAAAAGUUAUACUCAAUUGCCAUUAUCGGUGAGUGAGAUACGCGACUUGAAAUCAUUAAAAGCUGCCACAAACAAACUGUUUCUCCUCGUGACAUCGUUCAUCAUGGAUAUGAUCAACCCGACUUACAUACUUGAUCUUCCAGAUGUUCGAAUAGCAAUCCUUUCCCAGUUGGUGCAACUUAUGCAUCGUUAUGGUCGCAGCUCUUCUUGCGCGAUACCUUUAUUACAUUUGGCAAAUGUGUUUCUUCAACCUGGCGAGCACAUGAGCACUGUGAAAGCACAAGAGUUGACAGAUGUUGCAUUGGAUACCAUAAACGAAAAUAAGGGAGCAAGUACAGCACUUACUCAGAGCAUAAAUGAGUCCUACUUGACAUUGAUGGGUCAGUUUAGAAGCCCUGUACCUAAAAUAUUAAAAGCGGCAUCUCUGAUUAAUCAAGAACAUGACCCGAAGACAGUAAAUUACUUCAUCGAUAACUGGAUGCUGGCGAACCUGAUGUUUUUAGGGAAUUUGAGAGGCUACGUUAGCUCAGGCUUCAGCUCUAAGAAGAGCGUAUCAUUCUCAAAUGAUAUUGAAAUCCUGAUUUUUAAAUCCAUAGCCGAACUUUGGUGUCUGGAGGAACCGAUCGAAGAAUAUUUGACCCAAGUGUAUUCAGCUUCGAAGGGAUUGAAACCGGAUAUUGAGUUUGUGGCUUUAGCAAAUGCAGUCAUCAAAGCGUCUUCUGAACAAAAUUUUCAACUAGCAUGCGCCCUCAUAAUGGAUAAAGCUUUUGACUUACUGAGAAAGACGCCCGUGUCUAUUCUGCACAUCUGGUUCUACUUUAUAUCUGUUGUUUGCCUCACAAACUGCAACACAUCGGAAAAUAAGAAGGAAAGACUAGAAUUGGCCAAGGAAAUUGAGUCUUACUUUAAAAUUUGGUCAACAACUUGCUAUGUAAAUUUUGGGUCAGAAAUGAAGCUUAUUGAGGCUUGUAUUAAGACACAAGAUUCCAAUGCGUCAGAGUUGACCCUACUUGACUUGUUCGAGGAAGCCAUAGAUGAUGCGCAGAGACAGCAAAAUUGGUUGGCAGUCGCUAUGGCAAAUCGCUUAUGUGCAAAAUGGUUGCAAAGAGUAUCGAAGAGUCAAAAAAGAGCGAACGAGUACGCACAUAGAGCCUUUGCUCUAUAUUCUGCAAUGAACGCUCCCAGUCAAAUCCUGGCCAUAAAGAAAGAUUUUCCAGACAUUUCAGACAACUUUAAUUGGGCUGGAAUUCGAAAGAUGGUCAGUCCUGAGAAACCCAUUAUUGAAAACGCAAAUUUUUUCGAAGGUUCUUCUUAUCCCAAUAAUCGUCAGGGAUCGAAUCUAAGAAUAGAUCCAUCAAUAAAAUCCAUUGAAAAAAAGAAUUCAAAUGAACCUACGAAUAGUGAAUGGACCGAGGCUAUCAGAUUAUGUCUCACUAUAUCUCAAUCAUCAAGUCUUGACUUGAUAGUUCAGACCCUACUAGAAAGCGCUUUGAUGUUUUCAGGGGUCGAUUACGGUGCGGUGAUUUUGAACUUUCAGACAAAGGAGCCCACGAUCAAAGCCAUUGGCACCAAUAAUAGUAUUUUUUUGUUGGAUGACGAACAAUUAGCAACUAGAACUGACUUGGUGCCUUUUAAAUUGGUUUUACAGUGUCUUCUAACGGGUGAAAUAACAUGCAAAGAGAGAAAACUCCUGCUGCAUGAAGAUGACAUGAAUGAGGAUAUUUACUACAGCAACAACCCUUCUUACUCGGGAAUUUGUAUUCCUAUUUCAACCUCUACGGUAAUAGGUGUCAUUUAUCUUGAGAGUCAUUUUCACAGUGGUUCUCCUAAGCUACAGUUCCCAUUGGUCGAGUCUACAAAAAUUGAUCUUUUAUACUUGCUUUGCUCCCAAGCUGCAGUGUCCUUCUCAAAAUCUGUUGUUUACACACAGAUGGAAUUGGCAAAGAAGGCUGCCGAGGAAGCAACUGAGGAAAAAGCGAGUUUUUUGGCUAACAUGUCUCAUGAGAUCAGAACUCCUUUCAAUUCCCUUUUUGCAUGCUCUAUUUUCUUGUUGGAUACGGAGUUGGAUGAUAUCCAAAAAGAAUACGUGGAGACCAUCAAAGAUUCUGCUUUGGUAACCCUCAAUAUCAUUGAUGGGAUUCUUGCAUUCACGAAAAUAGAGCAUGGUUCUUUCACACUAGAAACUGAAGAUUUCUCGAUCAACGACACGAUUGAAAGCGCAAUACUGUUUUCAAGUGAGCAAACUGAAUCAGAUGAGUUGGAGUUCGCGUAUUUCAACAGGUGCCCCCAGAUUGAGACCAUUCAGGGGGAUCCUACGAGAAUUCGCCAAAUAAUAAUCAAUUUGGUUGGCAACGCCUUGAAAUUUACCUCAAAAGGAUAUGUGAAAGUUAUCUUAGAUGCCAAACUUAUUACAGACGCUAGAUACGAAGUUAGCAUCACUGUUGAAGACACAGGUAUAGGAAUUCCGGAAGAUUCGAGAUCUAAAGUUUUUGGAGCAUUUGCACAGGUGGAUGGCUCAUCAAGACGAGUGUACGGUGGGUCUGGUCUAGGUCUUGCGAUAUCAAAUAAGCUUGCUGAGAUCAUGAAUGGGAGAAUUACAUUUACAAGCGAAGAGGGGAUAGGUUCGGUGUUUUGCUUCACCUGUCCUUUUGAAGUGGCUCUUAAUGACAAAACUUCAAAAGUUGAACCCCGUGAUGUCUGUAUUGUCUCAAAUACCAGAUGGAAAAGACUUGCUCUUAGAGAUAUUUUGGAAUACUAUGGGGCGACUAUCGCCUUGUAUGACAGUAUCAAUGAUUUGAUACGAGAGCUGCGAGAGUUUGAGAUUUUGAUCAUUGACAAGAACAUGAUACUCAAUGAUAUAAAGAUCAGGUCAUCCUUGAACUGGAAACGUUCCCUGAUUUACGUUUUGACUAGGUUUGGCCUGAUGCUCUCUGAUCAGAGACUUAAGGAAAUUGAAGCUGAUAGCUUGAUAUUUUCUCCCAUUAAGAGAAAAUCAGUCAGAAAACUUCUCGAGAAUAAUUUCAAUUGGAAAUCACUCCCUGAUAAGGUUGUGAAAACCUUACAAAAACCAAUUAGCUCGGGUCCUGAUGUUGCCAAAUCUGUUCUGCGAGGAAAGUCCGAAGUUGAGGCCGAAAAUGCCAACCCGCUCACAAUCUUGAUUGCGGAGGACAAUCCAGUAAACUUACGGGUUGCACUGCAGCAUCUUAAAAAGUUAGGAUACAUCGCUGAUCACGCAAAAGAUGGUGUUGAAGUUCUCGAGAAGUGCGAGGAAAAGCUAAAGAAGGGUGAGAAAUACGAUGUUAUUUUCAUGGAUAUACAAAUGCCAAGGAAGGAUGGAAUCCAAGCUACACAGGACUUGAGAAAGUCGUAUUUGGAGAGGGGCCAUGCAAAGUUUUUGCCUCAAAUAAUAGCGUUGACAGCGAACGUUGCUGGGGAGGAGAGAAGCAAAUGUCUACACUGCGGGAUGAUCGAUUUUGUGACGAAACCAAUUUUGCCAGCGAAACUUAAGUCAGCUUUGCAAAAGGUCAUUGGAAUUAUGAGAGAAAAUAAUGACUAG